Molecule: messenger RNA, 450 nt
Organism: Schistocerca cancellata (South American locust)
Lineage: Eukaryota; Metazoa; Arthropoda; Insecta; Orthoptera; Acrididae
Product: trypsin alpha-3-like
Exons: 2
Coding region: 1-450 (149 amino acids)
Biological process (GO): proteolysis
Molecular function (GO): serine-type endopeptidase activity
Source: RefSeq, a predicted model, not a curated record
AUGAGAGAACCAGAGGAGAGGUCUGUUCGGCGUCUGAAGUAUCUUCAGCCUAGUGAGUCGUUCCCACUGGGCUCUGAAGUGCAGCCCGUGGGCCUUCCAGAAGCUGGCUAUGACCCUGCGAGUGUCCUCGCCGUUACUGUGACGGGCUGGGGUCAGUUAGCCUCCGGUGGCACCUUCCCAACAGUCCUGAUGAAGGUGGACGUCAAUAUCGUCGACCGCUCUACUUGCCAGGAUAACUUCAUUGGUGUCAACACAGUAACGAAGCGUAUGGCGUGCGCUGGCGAUGAGGGCCAGUCUGUCUGCCACGAAGACCCCGGAGGUCCACUCGUCAGUGGUUCCACACAGGUGGGCAUCGUCUCAUGGGGAGGACCCACAUGCGACGACCAUGACGCCGUAUUCACCAACGUUGGAGAACUCCGCUCUUGGAUCACAGACACUACUGGAGUGUAA